Messenger RNA from Amphibalanus amphitrite, 1824 nucleotides. RefSeq names its product la protein homolog (gene La). Bases 393 to 1610 code for a protein of 405 amino acids. Gene Ontology annotation, molecular function: RNA binding. The transcript is spliced from 2 exons. Gene Ontology annotation, cellular component: cytoplasmic stress granule; cytosol; ribonucleoprotein complex. Gene Ontology annotation, biological process: RNA processing; positive regulation of translation. The record is from RefSeq and is a predicted model, not a curated record. NCBI's taxonomy places the organism in Eukaryota, Metazoa, Arthropoda, Thecostraca, Balanomorpha, Balanidae.
UUUGUGAGAAAAAAAGACAACAGAAAACCCGAGUAAAGUUUUCUAAGAUUCGUUUUAUGUACUUUUAAUUUAUUCAAUUAAUUGUAUUUUUAUUAAGUUUUAUUUUUUGGCCAAAUUCGCCAAAAAACAGCAAAGUCACUUUAGUGAUGUAAUGGCUGCGCCCAUGCGGUAUUUUUUAGGCAAACGCUGUUUAUUGGUGCGCCAGUUCAUGCUCAUCUAAGCACGUUUCUGUCAUUUCUUUCAUUUCAUUCUUUCCAUUCGGUUCUGGUCCAUUCGCCGGCGUUCGGUUCGCCACUUCCGGUUCUUACGUCGGUAACAUCUUUGAUCUGCAGGCUAGGACGAUCUGAACAUUCUCGACUGUGCUUUCGUUCCGUCAAUUACUUAAAUACAUAAUGGCUGAUGUUGCGGAGAAAACGGAUGCUUCCAAGGAGGAAGUCGACGCCAAGGUGAAAGCUGAUGAGCCGGCUGCAGAUUCUGCUGGAGAUGGCAAAGAGGAGUCUGAGAGUAAUGCUGACGCAAAGCAAGAAAAUGGGACCCCAUCAAACCUAGAGCAGAAGAUUAUUCGUCAAAUCGAGUACUACUUCGGUGACUACAACCUACCGAAGGACAAGUUUCUCCAAGAGGAGAUCAAGAAGGAUGAUGGUUGGGUCAGUUUGGACACCAUGCUCAACUUCCAGCGUCUGAAGAACUUGACAACAGACAAGGAUGUCAUCACCGGGGCACUGCUAAAGUCGACAGCCAAACUUAUGGAAGUGAGUGAGGACGGGUCCAAAUUGAGACGAAAUCCUGAGAAACCGCUUCCUGAGUUGUCGGACGCUCGGAAACAGGAGAUCAUCAGUAGGUCUGUUUACAUCAAGGGCUUCCCGAAGGAGAACACGACCUUGGACAUGCUGCUGGAGUUCUUGAAGGACUUUGGCAAGACCGAUAAUGUACAAAUGAGAAAUUAUCACGAUAAGGUAGAAGACAAGUGGAAGUUCAAGGGCUCUAUCUUUGCCACGUUUCCCUCCAAAGAGGAGGCUGAGGCUUUUAUCAAGCUGGAGUCUGUCAAGCAUGGUGACGAAGAGCUCAUCAGAAAGUGGCAGGCUGAUUACUUGGAGGAGAAGAAAAUCGAGAUGAAGGAAGGUAAGAGAGGCAAAGAAAAGCGCAAACAAAACUUGAAAGAGGCUGCUGGUGACGACAAGGACGCCGAAAAGAACGGUGACGAUAAGAAAGAUGAAGAAAAGGAGGAGAAAGUGGAGCAUGUUCUGGGUGCUGUGCUGGUGCUGAAGGGCCUUAAGGAGACCACGAAGUGGACCAGCAUUAAGGACCGACUGGUCGAGCUGGGUGGUGACGUGGCGUUUGUGGACUUUUCGCCGGGCGACCCGGAAGCGUACGCGCGUCUCAAGGCGGCCGGCUCGGCCAAGGAUGUGUUCGCCAAAAUGGAGGGCGGAAAGGUGGAGAUCGACGGCGCUGAGGUGGAGGCACGAGUUCUGGAGGGUGAAGAGGAGGUCAAGUACCUAGAUGACCAGCACGAGGCGAGGAAGAACCUACGAAGCCAGUUCAAGCGUAAGGGCAGCCAGCGAGGUCGGGGCCGGGGUAGGGGGCGCGGUGCCAAACGCGGGCGUUUCUAAGGUGGGGUUUAUGGGUUGGGUGUCGGAACUCGCAGGUGUUAGCCGACUGAGCGCAGUUCAUUUACGUUCCCUGGAUCAUCCUGCGUGUUUGAUGUUGGUGACAUUGGUCUCUCGUCGACGCGGAUAGCAUUUUUACUUUCACCGUUUUCAAAUGUGAGCUGAGCGUUGACUUCAUCAGCGAAAGUCUUUGUGGAAUAAACAUCCCAAGAAUGAA